AUGGCCAGUCGUUUCAUUCCACGAUCCUUUACAGUAGCUGCAUGUCGACCAUUCACGCCUGCCAUGCAGAUCCGAUCGUAUGCAAAAAAAAGCAAAAAACAAGCAGCAGCAGCGGCAGCAGCAUCCUCUUCUUCUGACAGCGAAGUUGUGCGAGUCUUUGACCAAAGCAAGUUACAAGACCGUAUGGAUGGCACUAUUGCUUCACUCAAAGAGCAGUUUAGCACGUUGCGUGUAGGCCGUGCUAAUCCUGCUGUUCUCGAUCAUGUGCGUGUUCGUAUUGAAGGUUCCAGCUAUGCAUUGCGUGAUCUUGCUCAAGUAAGCAUCCGUGAUCCACAAACAUUGCUUGUCGCUGUACAUGACGCCGAGUUUCGCUCGGCAGUUGACAAGAGCAUCCGUGAAGCAGGCCUCAAUUUGAACCCUGUCGUCGAAAACGAAAUGAUUCGCAUUCCUAUACCAAAAGCCACCAAGGAGACACGUGACAAGAUGAGCAAGGUUGUAAGCCAAAUGAGUGAACAAAUGAAAUCCAAGAUCCGCAAUAUCCGCCAAGAUGGCAUGAAGCAAUUAAAACAAGACGCCAAAUCUGCACCUGCUGAUGAGAUCAAGAAAUUAGAAAAAUUGGUUCAAACAAUGACUGACAAACACAACAAGGUUAUUGAUGAGCUCAUCAAGUCUAAAGUUAAAGAGAUCCAAUCUUAG
Molecule: messenger RNA, 696 nt
Organism: Lichtheimia ornata
Lineage: Eukaryota; Fungi; Mucoromycota; Mucoromycetes; Mucorales; Lichtheimiaceae
Product: ribosome recycling factor
Exons: 5
Coding region: 1-696 (231 amino acids)
Biological process (GO): translation
Cellular component (GO): mitochondrion
Molecular function (GO): ribosomal large subunit binding
Source: RefSeq, a predicted model, not a curated record